UUUAGUCAAGGUUUAUUAGUUGAUCUUAAACUGGAGUAAUACAACAUCAUCACUGUGUUUAGUUCAGAUCACUUUUAGUCUUAGCGUGUGGACAGUUUUAGUGUUGAAUAUUGAGAAAAUGUUUUACACAUCUCUCGUAUUGUGUUUGUGGACUCUGGUUGGUGUGUUUGGUGAUAAAGUGACUUUAGUCUCAGUGAUGGAGGGAGAUAACGUUACUCUACACACUGAUGUUACUGAACUACAGAUUGAUGAUGAUAUCAGGUGGAGGUUUGAAAACAUCUUCAUCGGCAAAAUCAAGAAAGCAGUCAACAACACUCCUAUAUAUGAAAAUAAUAAGACUCUUAUAUUUAAAGACAGACUGAAGAUAAACAGUCAGACUGGAGAUCUCAUCAUCACAAACAUCACACCUCAAGACUCUGGAUGUUAUAAAGUAACAAAUGUAACUGGAAAUAAUCAAUUCAAGAUAUUUAAUGUUACUGUUAAUGCUUCUUCUACUGUCAGCAUCACUGUUCCUACUGUCAGUAUCGUCUCUUCUACUGUCCGUAUCACUGUGCCUCCAAAAAAUCCACUAGGAAGACAACAGCCAGAUCUUAUGAUUCUGAUCUAUUGUGCUGCUGCUGCUGGAUCUCUGCUGAUUGUAGUUUUAGUUCUGAUUAUCUGGAUCUACAGGAAACACAAAAACAAACAUCAACAGGAUCAGACCAGUGAAGAGGAGAUCACUUACGCUGAUACAACAUUCUACAAACGAAAAACACACUCUAAGAGAGUUAAAGAUGAAGAUGAUGUGGUGUAUGCAGGAGUUGUGACCAAACGUUGAUCAACUGUGGCACUGUCUUAUAACCUAUAAAUGUUUUCAUUACAGAUACUAUUGCUCUGUUUGACACAAUAUUAGCGAAUUAUCAAUAUUAAUGUAUGAUUAUUUUUUUUUCUUUCUGAAUAAGCAAUUUUUCAAUUAUUUUAUCCUUUUAUCUAUAUUGUCAUUUGUUUAGACCAAUGUGUUAAUGUCUCUUUUCUGGCAGCAUUUCUUUAUUUAUUUGUA
Misgurnus anguillicaudatus (oriental weatherfish) is the source of this 1039-nucleotide messenger RNA. The record is from RefSeq and is a predicted model, not a curated record. Lineage: Eukaryota; Metazoa; Chordata; Actinopteri; Cypriniformes; Cobitidae.